This is a messenger RNA of Liolophura sinensis, 1297 nucleotides long. Its product is annotated as cyclin-C-like. NCBI's taxonomy places the organism in Eukaryota, Metazoa, Mollusca, Polyplacophora, Chitonida, Chitonidae. The record is from RefSeq and is a predicted model, not a curated record. The transcript has 10 exons. Bases 90 to 890 code for a protein of 266 amino acids. Gene Ontology annotation, molecular function: cyclin-dependent protein serine/threonine kinase regulator activity. Gene Ontology annotation, biological process: regulation of transcription by RNA polymerase II.
GUGAAAGACACAGGGAUUUCGAGAAUUUCCACCCGGUUGCCUGCUGAUAAUAUUAUUGAAUUUGAGUGAUUUCCCCGAAUGCAGACAUAAUGGCUGGAAACUUUUGGCAAAGCUCACAUUAUCAACAGUGGGUAUUGGACAAACAAGAUAUACAGAGAUUCAGACAACAUGAUCUCAAAGUCUUGACAGAGGAGGAGUACCAGAAAAUCAUGAUAUUUUUCGCUAAUUUUAUUCAGGCUUUAGGAGAACAGCUGAAAGUUCGUCAGCAAGUUAUAGCAACAGCUACGGUUUAUUUCAAAAGGUUUUAUUCCAGGAAUUCCCUCAAGUGUAUCGACCCCUGGCUGAUGGCACCAACAUGUAUCUUUCUCGCAUCUAAAGUUGAGGAGUUCGGUGUUAUUUCAAACAGUAGGCUUAUCACAACAUGUCAGUCUGUGGUUAAAGGGAAGUUUUCUCAUGCCUACAGCCAGGAAUAUCCGUACAGAAUACAGAAUGUCCUAGAGUGUGAAUUCUACCUCUUAGAAAUGAUGGACUGCUGCCUGGUGCUCUACCAUCCUUAUAGACCCCUCCUGCAGUACGUGGCAGACCUGGGCGGAGAUGACAGUCUGUUACCUCAUGCCUGGCGUAUUGUGAACGAUAGUCUCCGUACAGAUGUCUGUCUCAUGUUUCCCCCUUAUUUAACAGCUCUCGCCUGCCUUCAUAUAGCGUGUGUUAUUCACCAGAAGGAUGCCAAGCAGUGGUUCGCAGAAUUAUCCGUGGAUAUGGACAAGAUUCUAGAAAUAACCCGACAGAUUUUGGCUCUUUAUGAAAUGUGGAAGAAUUAUGAAGAAAAGAAGGACAUUUUAGGCAUUCUAGAAAAAAUGCCAAAGCCGAGAACCAAUCCAUCUAGGUAACCAUGACAACUAUAAAAAAAGUAGGACAUCAGAAGUAUUUCGUUGGAGGAGGUCAAUUCACGUUUCCUGAUGACCUGGCAACAGCCAUUGAUGGCCGAGGAGACAGUGUUUUUCUGUGACGCAUGCUUAGUGGUACAGUACUGUCUUGGCUGCUAACGUAGUCACUAGAGCACCAUGUUGCUGCAUUGAAGUGCUGUGUGCCAGCUCACGAUGGUUAAAAACAACACAUAUUGUAAACAGUAUUGUAAUCAAUCUGAUAGCCCUCGUUGGUCGAAGCAGUUACAGUGGCGCUUUCAGAAUGUACGUGAUAUAUAUAUACCAAAGCCAUGAUUUCCAAAAAGAAAUUACAAAGGCACUUUCAGAAUGUGUAUGAUAUAUCCAGCAAAGCCAUGAUUUCCACAAAGAAA